This is a messenger RNA of Marchantia polymorpha subsp. ruderalis, 4352 nucleotides long. NCBI's taxonomy places the organism in Eukaryota, Viridiplantae, Streptophyta, Marchantiopsida, Marchantiales, Marchantiaceae. The record is from the annotation of a GenBank genome assembly.
AGCUGUAGAGGGCGUUGUUCAUGUGGACUAUUCCUGAAGGCUCUGAACUGUGGAGACUGUGGACAGAUAAUCGACGGCGACGUCCGUGAGAGCGCGGGGCAGGGACGACGGAAAAUUUGAAUUGGAGGAGAAGAGUGGGGCCGGACGACAUGCUCGUGACAUGACUGACGGUGGCAAAUUUGGCGACGCUGUGCGAUCGAUCGAUCGAUGUCGCAAUGUCGCGUAUCUUGCGCUUGAUGCCGGACGAUGAUGGCAUGCACGAAUGAACGAGUAGGUGGCGUCACAUUUUGCCGCACUUAGUGUCAACUUUCCGAAGGCUUCUCUUGCGGAGGGAGCGAAACUGGUGCUGGUGCAUCGUCCGCUUCCCGCAGAACAGUGGUUCUGUCUUACGAGGAAGGUUGUCAUCGUCUCUUCCAGGGCGCGUUUACGAGGUUUUGAAUUGCGAAGACUUUCGAGAGCUGAGCGCGUCUGGGCUCGACAUGGCAUCGAAAGAAUGUCGUUCCCGUCUUGUUGAGGUCGAAGCGGACACGAGAACCGGGAAUGCAGUCCUCUGCCCGGUAAUGUUGAGGGGGUUUAGGGUUUCGAAUAGCUGCGGGUGGUGAUUGAAUUACUAAAGUGCUAUCACUGCAACUUCUCUCGAUCAGCGCUGGAAGAAAUUUUACAGUGGUGAUGGUGGCUUUGGAGCUCUCGGGAAGCGGAUUCUUCUGGUUGAGAAUAUUGGGUUUGCGACAUGGACAUCUGUUCGAGGAGAGAUGGAGUUACAAUAUUAGGAGGGAAUUACAGUUGGAAAUGUAGGGGCGAACCAACGCCUUUAGGGUGAAAUGUGUGCAUGUCUGGUGUUUCGCGCUCCCAGAAUGUGAGUCUCGUAUGGAAGGCACAUGCGGAAGUGUAAUUUCUGUUAAAAAAUGAGGUCUUGAACUACGAAUGCUUGCGGACAGUCCGAGCCCUUUGUGUUUGAAAAAUUUAUCAGGAUGGAUAGGCCCAAAGGAGAUCCCACCAGAGUGCAAGACUUAUUGCAAGACCUCGUACGAGUCUGCAAAACCAGUUCCGAGGCUGCAGCUCUUUUCCAUGAUCACUUGAUUACCGAAUCUGGGGAGUUCAUUCCUUCACUGAAGAAAGCAUCCGCUCAAACUGUUCCUAAGAUGCAGCUACUUCAAGAACAACGUGUCCUUCUCGCUGCUUCGCCUUAUCCGCAGAAGCUCAUGGAAAAGAUUGAGCUGCUAAAAGACGCUGGGGUGCAAGGGAUCGAUCGCUAUAUUUGGCUAGUGGGUCAAAUCAUUGCCGAUCCUGACGUUAAAAAGUUGGUCUCUGUCCAGCUCGGUGCUGAUGCAUCCAUAGAUUCAGGUGACGCAACACUUGAAGCUGGCUCAAACUUGCCGAGUGAAACAAUCGAGACAUCAAGUAUGCCUCCUUCCGCAGAUGCAGGCACCGUGAAAGCGAAGACCGUGCCUGCAAAUGACACGGCUGAGGCUUCUGUGAGGCAUUCACAUGACCAGAAUGCGGACGAAAGCAAUCAAACUGGUCAUGGAAGGCGAACAUCACGAACCGACAGUAAGCCGUCGUCGUUAUCAAAGAUGCUUGGUGUUCCGAAGCCGUUGAUUGAGGGUGUUUCUUAUCCUGGGACUCCUCAGUGGAACAUCGAUAGACCUUACCUUACCGGCAAACACUUACAUCAGCAGGAGAUCAUCAUACCUACUCCGUACAUGAAUAUAAAUAGGAGAAACUCUCUGGACAGAGACCUAGUCAGUAAUGGUGAAACCAGUCGAUCUCUAGGUGCUUAUUCACCAGCUGUACAGGAGUUGCUUGUUAUCGACGAUCUGUUAUAUAUGAUGGUAGGGAUCGAAGGGAACUACAUCCGUGUGAGGAGGGGUAGACUGAAAGAAAAUUCUUUGACUAUCUCAGUGGACCCAAAUAUGGACUCUUCUAUACAGGAACUAGCGAAAAGGUUGUUGCCUCUUUGUGAAAACUACCUUCUUGUUAGUCAAUUUGCUGAGUCACGAUCACACUUCAGGCAUGGGCUAGUGAAUCAUGCAUUUUCUGCAGCACUGAGAGCCAUCUUGCAAGAUUACCAUGCGAUGAUUGCACAACUAGAACAUCAGUUCCGCCUGACAAGGCUUUCACUACAGGGUUUGUGGUUCUUUUGCCAGCCUAUGAUGGGAGCCAUGCAGGCUCUAUCUGCAGUGGUUCAAAAAGCUAUGAUGAAGAAUUUAUCCGGAGCUGCGAUUCUAAAUCUGCUGCAAACUCAGGGAACGGCGAUGGCAGGUGAUAGUUCGGCGAGAGCUCUUUUACAGAAGCUCACGCAAGCGGCAAGUGCACCCUAUUUUGGAAUUCUUGAAAGAUGGAUUUCUGAAGGAGUGAUAGAUGAUCCAUACGGCGAGUUUCUGAUCGAUGAAAACAAGGCGUUGCAGAAAGAGAGCUUGAGCCAAGAUUAUCACGCUACGUACUGGCACCAGCGAUAUAGUCUGAGACAGGAUAUUCCAGGAUUCUUAAGUGGCUCAGCAGAAACUAUCCUCACCGCAGGAAAGUAUUUAAAUGCCGUGCGAGAAUGCGGACACAGUAUUAAGAUUCAGUUUCCGAAUGAUAUCCACUCAACAGAUGCUGGAUCAAGUCGUCCUUACUUGGAGCGUAUAAAUGUCGCCUACAAUCAUGCAAGUGCCGAAUUGAUAAACCUUAUAAUGAACAAAUUCGAUCUAAUGGGACGGCUACGAUCAGUAAAGCAUUAUUUCUUCAUGGAUCAAGGUGAUUUCCUCGUGCACUUUAUGGACAUAGCGAAAGAUGAACUAAUGAAGAGGAGUUCAACCAUCACUAUGGAAAAACUACAGUCGUUACUGGAGCUCGCAUUACGAACAUCUGUUUCAGCGUCAGAUCCGUAUCACGAUGAUUUGACCUGCAACGUGGAAAAAUCGGCUUUAUUGACGCAGUUACAAAGUACCAUCUCAACCGGUAUGGGUAACACUGAGACGAAUGGAAAUCCUGAAUCCUUUCUAGCAAAUCUGAGUCUGAAUGGAUCAGCACUUGGUAUGCAAGGUGCUACCGGCAAUAUCACCGGCAUUGAGACGUUCACGCUUGACUAUAAGGUGCCGUGGCCCUUGUCCCUGGUUGUCUCGAGGAGGGCCUUAACAAAGUACCAACUUAUAUUCCGGCAUCUAUUUCAUUUUAAGCACGUUGAACGACAGCUUUGCAUGACCUGGCAAGCUCAUCAAGCAACUCGGCGACUCGGCUUUGUGGGAACGGCAAUUUCAAGAUCAUAUGUUCUCUGCCAGAGAAUGUUGCACUUUAUGCAGAGCAUUGAGCAUUAUCUGACAUUUGAGGUUCUUGAACCAAAUUGGCAUGGUAUGGAAAACAAUAUGCAGAAUGCGAAAAGUAUAGAUGAGGUUAUGCAGCAGCAUGAUAGGUUUUUGGAUAAAUGCCUGAAAGAAUGUAUGCUAUUGUGGCCACAAAUUUUAAAGAAAGUUGAGGCCUUGAAGACAACAUGUCAACAGUAUGCAACGACGACGCAAUGGUUGAUACCAUCAGUGAAUAUUCCAGAUAAUCAAAGCUUGUCUGAUUCGCAACUUCAAGCAAACGGAAAUGACGCAAGAGGGAAGUCGAAGACGAGGCAAAGAUUCAAGCAGCAAUCAGUUCGCAGUUGGAAAGCAGAAGAUGAAAGUAACUUCAAAUCAACAUUAGGGAGAAUCGAUGAGGAGUUCAAGGCAGAGCUGAAAGAACUAAUUUUCUUACUAAUUAACCACUCACAAACAGAACCAUGCUUUGCACACCUCGCUCAAGCACUACAGGGGGAUGAAGCGAUUAUUUAGGCUCACCAACCGUCUGUAAGUAGGCUGGAAGUGUUAAUAUUCCAACGAAGUUAGACAAAGUGUACCUCAGAUUCUUUGAAACCCUUUCAAUAGUGUGGGUGGACAUAGUUGUGGUGUCAUGCCCAAUGGAAAAGGUAUUGUACUUUACCAAGCCCUGACAUCACUCGGAUGUAAGGAUUAUACUACGAUGAAGGCUAGCUACAAAUUCUCAAUCUCUAGGGCUGUUUACUGCCAGUUUCCUUCCAUCAGAAGCACUGUAGAGAAGAAACCUUCUGGUGCAAUGCGAGUUAAGUUUGUAGAGUAACCCAACAGUUUGUUGGAGAGGUAAGUGUUGGGCUUAGGAAGAACGGAAUGUCUUGUCUCCUGGGAAACCCGUUAGUGGGACAGGACAAUUUGUGUUUGGAAAUUAUCGCCAGCAGUUCUCACUGUAAAACCCGGAUCGACUUGAGACAAGCGAGUUUUGGAGUUGACUGUACAUAUCGUGACAAUUUUGUUUCGUCACACCAAUUUCUUAUGUUGCUAAUGAGCACUUAUGACAGUGUCAUUUUAUUGCUG